Molecule: messenger RNA, 497 nt
Organism: Eruca vesicaria subsp. sativa (arugula)
Lineage: Eukaryota; Viridiplantae; Streptophyta; Magnoliopsida; Brassicales; Brassicaceae
Source: the annotation of a GenBank genome assembly
AUGAGUAAGACUGUUCAUUUUUCCUCGGGGAACCCUAGAAUCGGGGAGACUCGCGGCGUCAUGCACCUAUUUCCAGAUGAUUCCGUUUCGCCGUCCUCUUCUUCUUCCUCCUCGAAUCUCCCUGUACGAUCUCUUCCUUACGUAAUUCAAAUCGGUUAUUCUUUCGAUUGGUUGCAUGAAUUUAUCUCCGCUUUUUUUAGUUGCUUGUGUUCGUUACGUGAAUGGGGAGCUAAGUUCACGCCUUGGGUUGUUGAAGCAGCAAAGGCUUACCCUUGGUUUGAGAAUGUUUGUUUGAAACGGAUGUUUGUUACUGAUGAUGACUUGGCUCUUCUCGCUGAGUCGUUUCCUGGUUUCAAGGAACUUGUCUUGCUUUGUUGUGAAGGUUUUGGGACUAGUGAUAUCGUUCUUGUUGCCAACAAGUGCAGAAAGCUGAGAGUACUUGAUCUGAUUGAGUCUCAAGUGGCUGAUGACGAGAUGGAUUGGAUCUCUUGUUUUAG